AGAAGGAGAAAGGGAUCCAGGGUGGUGAAGUCCACGCUCCACGCUCCACCCCUGGUGUUCCUGUUUUCCAGGUCUUUGUCCCCCGGAACUCGCUCUCGCUCCUGGGUGUCCACCAGGGUUUUCUGCCUGCAUCUGGAUCCCAGUGCGACCAGCGUACAGUCCAGAGUCCGACAGGAAAAAACACCGCCUCAAGUUUGGAACGAGAGCGAGGAAAGAAAGAAAAGGGGGAACCGAAAAGAAGCAACUUCGCACCGUCUUCUUCUCUGGUCCGACCUGUCGUGGAAGCCGCAGUCUGCUUCUCGCCUGCAGUUUAAACAGGAAAAAAAACUUUUCCCCAUGUUUUAAAACUACCGUUUUGUUUCCUUUUUCCCCCUUUUUUCACGUUUCUUCGAUUGAGUCUGGAACUCCUCAUUUACAGUACAUGCCGUGCUUUUAAACCAGCGACGUGCACGGUUUUCCUCGGUGUGUUUUUAGCGUGCUUUCGGAGCCUCAGUCGGAGCUGAAUGAAGUGUCUGUUGAGCUGAAGAAGUCGGCGCGUCUCCAUGAGGGAACUCGGCGUGGGAGUCGCUCCAACUUUGUCCUAGCCUCCACACACCUGAGCGCUUUUUAAAAAAAAUACAUAUAUAUUUUAUUUUUUUUGUUUUUUUUUGUUGAGGUGUUAACCUUGUAGCUUCUUUCCCACACCAUGAAGCCCGUGUCGGUGCUGUGUGUGGUUAGCACGCUGGUCGUGUUGUGUGUGUCGAUGACCGCGGAGCAAAAGUUGAAUAACUGCAACGACGUUCGCGCGGCGUACAGCUCCAAAGGCUUCAACGUCAACGAUGUCCCCAACAAAGGCGUCAACGGAGCCCCGUUGAAGGUGUGUCCGCAGGGUUUCUCCUGCUGCACGGUGGAGAUGGAGGAGAAGCUGAGCCAGCAGAGCCACACGGAGAUCAAAGCUCCCGUCUCCAGGCUCAGCACCAACCUGCAAUCCACCUUCAGACAGAAGCACGACCACUUUGACAGGUUUUUCCGCGAGCUUUUGGAAAAAGCACACUUGUCGCUGCACCACAUGUUCGCGCGGACCUACGGGAUGAUGUACAUGCAGAACUCGGAGCUGUUCGACAACUUCUUCAAGGCCCUGGCGCGGUACUACGUGUCCGGCAGCGGCGGCGUCAACCUGGACUCCAUGCUGUCGGACUUCUGGGCCGACCUCCUGGAGAGGAUGUUCCGGCUGGUCAACGUGCAGUACGAGUUCAGCCGCGCCUACAUGGAGUGCGUCAGCCAGCACACGGAGCAGCUGCAGCCCUUCGGCGACGUGCCGCGCAAGCUCCGCAUCCAGCUGACGCGGUCCUUUGUCGCCGCGCGCACCUUUGUGCGCGGCCUGACGCUCAUGUCCGAGGUGGUCAAUAAAGUCUCCAUGGUCAGCGCGUCCCCCAGCUGUGUGCGAGCGUCCAUGAAGAUGUUGUACUGUCCCUACUGCUCGGGCCAAGUGGCGCUGAAACCCUGCCAGAAUUACUGCCUGAAUGUGCUGCGCGGGUGUCUGGCCAACCAGGCCGACCUGGACGCCGAGUGGAACAACUUCCUCGAUGCCAUGCUGAGUCUGGCCGAUAGGCUCGAAGGGCCCUUUAAUUUUGAGUCCGUCGUGGAACCCAUCGAUGUGAAGAUUUCCGAGGCCAUCAUGAACAUGCAGGAGAACAGCAUGCAAGUGUCGCAGAAGGUUUUCCAAGGAUGUGGGCAGCCCAAACCAAGCGCGGCCUUCCGUUCAACACGCUCCAUCAAAGACACCGGCUUCAACGGACGCUUCCGCCCUUACAGUCCCGAUGCCCGACCCACUACUGCUGCUGGGACUAGUUUAGACCGACUGACGAUUGAUGUGAAGAAGAAGCUGAAAAAUGCCAAAAAGUUCUGGUCCACGUUGCCAGAGACUGUUUGUGCCGGUGAGAGGAUCGAACCUGGGGACGAAUGCUGGAAUGGAACCGCGAAAAGCAGGUACGAGUCUGUAGUCAUUGGCAACGGCCUGGCCAAUCAGGUGUCCAACCCUGACGUGGACGUCGACAUAACCAAGCCGGACAUUGUGAUUCGCACUCAAAUCGCAGCGUUGAAGGAAAUGACCAGCUGGCUCAAAGCUGCACACAGCGGCAACGACAUCUCCAUCGAUAACGAUGAGGGCGGCAGCGGAGGGGAUGAGAGCGGCAGCGGCUGCGACUCUCCGUCCUGCGAGAACGACCCGGACAUCUACUUCUCCACGCCACCCAACCCGGGCAAGCCAGCCGUCGAGCAAGAGGUGAAGGGCAUCAAGCCAUCAGAUGGGGGGGUCGCCUCGAAGGGAAGCAUGGCGCUGGCGCUCUGCGGUCUCGCUCUGGCCCUGCUCGCUCCACACUUGAGAUAAAACCGGCGGGGCAAGAAGAGGAAGAGAACGACCGGGAAUGACGGAGCGAAGGAGGAAACUGUCAGAGACUUUAAAAAAGACUGCCUUCAGGACCUUGGACUGUCUGCCAUUUGAGUGGAGGAGGGGGGGACUCUUCUUAAUAUUACAAUGGCUUCUUUUAAUUAUUUGUAUGUUUUUAAGGACAUCAGUGAACAGCAACACUUUUCUUCCCGAGCAGAAAGCCACCUUUGUUUCCCCCCAGACAAACCUUUACUCCUUAUGGCUCUUUUGGAGCUACACUAGGGUUCGACCUGCAGCAACACAAACUUCAUACUAUUGUCUCAAACUCAUAAUACAUUUUUGUGCCUUUUUCGGCGGUCCAAUAUCUAAAUAUUCCCCGGAUGUUCGGUUGAACAGUGAGUGCCUGUGGUGGGACGUAUCUUCAUGUUCCUGAAGAUGUUCUUCCUUUCCAUUAUUCAGAGAUUGUUGCUAUGGAUUUUACACUGUGAAUGUUUGUGUCCCCGCCUCUCUUCAUUUGCAUUCAUCAGCCAGUCAGAAAUUAGAGAGUUAACUGUUGAUAUCAACUGGGGCUCAGUAGGAGCUUUAGUUUGCUUCUCAUGUUUUGGAAAUCCACAGAGAGAAGUUACAGCACAGGUACUCAUGUUUGACCCGGAGAUGAAUUCGUCCUUUAGGAGAGCCUUUGGGGGCGCUCUGCAAGCCCAAAAAUGCAUAUUGUAUGUCUACUACGAGCAUUAUCAUGACCUAAUUAUUUUCUCCAAAAUCAAUUUCAAAUUGAACUUCAUCGGCAUCCAACAGUUCAAUGGAAAAGGCCGUGCUUUACGCAUGCUCCCACAGGCGAUGCAAACCUAUUAUCUUGAGUUGAAAGUGUCAAAUAGAGUUGAGAUAAGAGGCGAAAGUUGACUGACUCCCCGUGGCAUUGUCCUUACAGAAGGCAGAGCUGACGAGUCCUGAAGGGCCUGUUUUUGGUACUGUGACCUUGCUCGUUUGAGAAGAGAAGGCAGCGCCAUGAGUGUUCAUAGAGCGAGAAAGGAGGAACAAAAGACAGUGCUUUGAUCAAAGGAAAUCAAGAAAAAUAGAUUCUUUUAAUACAGGGUUUUAUGUCGAAAAGGUGUUGUAAUGUUUAGCUGUUUUUGGUAUGAAGAUAUAUAUUAGGUACUACAGUGGAUUUGACUGUUAGUUUAGGUGUUGGAAGGGUAAAAGGUGCACAGAUUGUUCUGGUCUGUGCGUUUCUUCCCCCUCCCAUAAUACACAGUUGUGCCUCUUCACAGGCCCACGUCGGUAGAAAUGGGCCGUUUGAUCUACCUGUCACAAGUGCUGCCAAAAUGAAUACAACGUCUGGUGCCUGAUUGUUUUCUUUUUUUACCUUGGUACAUUAUUAGCAUUUUCUUAAGGUAAAAAAAAGAAAAUGUAGAUGUUGAUGAUUUGUAUCUAUAAUGUACUCCUGAUUCCCUGUGGCCAUUUCAUUUCUAAAAUGACGACGCAUUGUGUAGCUUUUGUACAGUAACUUAUGCAUGUAUUCUAACGUCCUUGUAAACAUGCUUCCAGAACAACACAGGUGGUCUAAGAUACAGUAUUCAAAGUGGUUCUGCACACAAUUAAUUUCUCAGAGUGAUUGAAUUGAUCCGAUUUGGGGGCUUUGAGUAUGCUUUUGAGAAAAUUGAAAUGGGUUGGCAUGUUUCACACCUCCUGGGCCUUUGGGCUUCUUGUUUGGCUUAUGAAAUUGACAGGUUGAUUGUAAGCUUCCAUGACAUUUUCCUCCAGAAAAAGACCAAUCCUCUAAACACAAGGACACUGAUGUCAACAAUGACAUCAGUGUUAAGAAUCUGACUGUGGAGGAACAACCAAUCAACCCGCAGAAAACAAGGAGGCUUUUAUUUCAAACAGCGAGGCGACGCUUCAGCAGCUCCGUGGUGGGUUUCCCCACCGCCUCGGUUCCCCAUGACGUUUGGGUUCCUCCAACAUUUCUACCAGGGCUGGUGCAUGUGUUCAGAGAUGCGUCGAGUGUGAAGAAACCUACGUUUCUGAGAGUGGAAGGAAAUGUUUUUGGAUGAUGGUGAUGAAUGUCUGUGCUUGCGGGCCGGGGCAGCGGCGUCCUCCAGCUGGCACGGAGUCGGUCCAGCUGCUGGAUGGAUGCUCCUCCACGGGGCGACUUGGGUUCCAGUCGUACCGGUGUAGGAAACCCUUCCAUCAGCCUUUGGCCCACAACAACAGGAAAUGACUCGUUUUCUGAAGAGAAGAAGAAAAGUGUAAAUACAGAGCAGCCGGUUUAGAUGUCUCUAAAAGAGGCCAUAACAGUACAUCAGAUUUUUACCUGUUCAGAGUAUCUCCUAAAUGUUAAACAAGAUGAGAUAGAUGUUAAAUGUAUAUUAAACAACAUUUCCUAGUCUUGUUGAAAUAAAGACUGCCAAUAUUUAAACAAUUGUGAUUGGUUUCAUUU
Messenger RNA from Pungitius pungitius (ninespine stickleback), 4805 nucleotides. RefSeq names its product glypican 4 (gene gpc4). Gene Ontology annotation, biological process: cell migration; regulation of signal transduction; regulation of protein localization to membrane. Bases 686 to 2368 code for a protein of 560 amino acids. The transcript is spliced from 9 exons. The record is from RefSeq and is a predicted model, not a curated record. Gene Ontology annotation, cellular component: extracellular region; plasma membrane; cell surface. NCBI's taxonomy places the organism in Eukaryota, Metazoa, Chordata, Actinopteri, Perciformes, Gasterosteidae.